Molecule: messenger RNA, 765 nt
Organism: Trichoderma virens Gv29-8
Lineage: Eukaryota; Fungi; Ascomycota; Sordariomycetes; Hypocreales; Hypocreaceae
Exons: 2
Source: RefSeq, a predicted model, not a curated record
CUGUUAUCUCUGCCGGCAGAGGUGCGGCUGAGGAUCUACUACUGGGCUUACCGGAUGAGUCCAAUCCAGCCCAAAGAGCUGGCAGCGGGAUAUCCGAUUCCGAUGCUGUGCCGCUACGUGCUACACCCACUGGAUCCGGAUCUUGAACAGCAGAUCGAGAUAAAGGAGAGAAUGCGGGAGCUCAACAAGACGACGCCGGGCUUGCUCAACUCGGAGCGGCCUCUGGCGGGGGUACCGACGAGCCUCCUAUGCACCUGUCGGCAGAUUUACUUUGAGGCGCGUGAAGUGCCGUUUGCCAACAACGAGUUCGUCUUUCUCAACUGGUUUUCCUCAGGGCUCAACGCGGCAGCGGCCGUGACUAAGUCGCAGCGGCCGUGGCAGCGCCUGGCCAUGCGGUACGCGCGGCUGGAGAUGAUGGCCGAGGAUCUGGCUCGGACAGUGGCGCUGAAGAAAUGGGCGGAGCUGUGCGGCCCCGGACGGUCGGCAUCUUGGACUCGGGGGCUCCGGGGUCUACGGUUGAAAAUUGUGGGCCAGGUCGGCAGGAGGAGCGAGGACUCAAAGGACGACGACGAGUUUGUUGACGGGCUGGAGGAGGCGGGCGGUGCCAAGCGGUGGGUAGAAGAAGGGCGGCUGGCGGAGAUGGAGAACUUGGAGAGGCUGGAGAUUGAGAUUAUCAAGAACUCGUGGGGCACGACGGAAAAGAUGGCGUGGUGUGCGGCUGUAGAGGAGGCGUUGAGGGAGAAGGGGUCCAGGGCGGUGGUUGUG